GAUGAGUGAGUCUGUGACAGUAGAAGUGAAGUUUUUGGAAAAAGUGGACCCUUGCCUUUUGGCUGAUCAUUUGUGGUUUCAGGGUGGGUGAAAACGGAGUUGGUUGCUGUGGAAUUGGUGAGGGUAACCAGAAGUGGUCAUGUGAUAGUUGUUUGUUUCUGUUUGUCUGAUGGAGAAGGCGCUCCGCGUUUUAAACGAAUGGGGGGCAAGGAUUGUGAAUUGUUUUGCGCUCACGAAAAGGGCGCAAUUGAAAGUGUGAUUAAUCGGGUAGCAGUAAAUGUAAAAGUUGACCAACUGAAGGGGAAUAUUUUUAGCAUUUAUAGCAAUGGUUAUCAACUGUACUGCAGGGAUGGAACGUGAGUCGCAGGAAUUAGGGGUUGUGGUGGCAGCUGCAGAGAGGUAUUUGGGUGUGCGAGACUUAACAUCAGAAGAGUUGCAGGGUUAAGUGGUGGUGUCCCAUCCUUUCAGGUUGUUGACAUAAAGUACGACUAAAUAGAUUUAAAUAGUGGAGUAUGGUGGUGUUGUUUUUGUAGUGUAGUGUUAGAAGGUAGGGUAUUCAUAAGGGAGUUAUACUCCAGUCUAAUAGGUGGUGGUAAUGCAACAUUUAUUGGAUGCCAACCGCAGUUAAACCUAAUCGAAGAAGUAUAAUUGACGAUCACCAUUGGGCGGUGGCUGUUUCUUUAACAAAGAAAGCUGCGGGCUGGAUUUAGACAAUGUCGGUUAAGCCGGACCUGAACACGACCUUACCAGUCAGACAGACAGCAUCUAUCUUUAAACAGCCUGUCACCAAGGUGACCAAUCACCCUAGCAACAAAGUGAAGACAGACUCCCACAAGGCUGUCGACCAACCAAGACAGCUGUUUUGGGAGAGGAAGCUGAGUGGUCUGAGUGCGUUUGAAAUUGCAGAAGAGCUGGUGAAAACCAUGGACCUUCCCAGGGGCCUAAAGGGUGUUGGGCCUCUGUGUUCAGACAAGACCUUGCUCUCAGCAAUCUCCAGCGCCCUCCCCAACCCUGUCACUGGUCAGCUGAACACAGCUGUGGAGAAGAACCCUGUGGUAUGGCUCAAGCCGCUCUGCAAGGCCUUCAUGGUUACCGAUGACGACGUCCGGAAGCAGGAGGACCUGGUCCACAAUGUGAGGAGGCUGGAGGAAACUCUGAUGGCGGACAUGUUGGUUCACAUAGGAAUCCACCAAUAAGGCAGAUGCUCUGAAGAAGGCGCAAACCAAGCAGGAGGACAAGGAGGGCGUAUAGCCAA
Molecule: messenger RNA, 1255 nt
Organism: Oncorhynchus tshawytscha (Chinook salmon)
Lineage: Eukaryota; Metazoa; Chordata; Actinopteri; Salmoniformes; Salmonidae
Gene: mbd3a
Product: methyl-CpG binding domain protein 3a
Source: RefSeq, a predicted model, not a curated record